Molecule: messenger RNA, 1738 nt
Organism: Brassica napus (rape)
Lineage: Eukaryota; Viridiplantae; Streptophyta; Magnoliopsida; Brassicales; Brassicaceae
Product: serine carboxypeptidase-like 47
Exons: 9
Coding region: 121-1659 (512 amino acids)
Biological process (GO): proteolysis
Cellular component (GO): vacuole
Molecular function (GO): serine-type carboxypeptidase activity
Source: RefSeq, a predicted model, not a curated record
AUCUUUUCUUGACACGACUAAUUGGUUAUAAAUAAAUUAAAUACAACGCAUGCCAACUCUAUAAAUACUUCUCUUUCCACACCAAAACCUCAAACUCUCUAACAAACCACUAAGGAAAAGAUGGAAGCGAAAUCAUUUCUUCUCCAUUUUAUCCUCUUUAUUGUCAUUUUCUCUCAUUUUUCUCACUCAACUUCCUCAAGGAUCCUAAACAAACCCUCAAACUGCUCAUCGUCUGCAAGUUUAGUGAGCCGUAAUGCGGAGAGGCUGAUCAAGUCCUUCAAUCUAAUGCCUGACCAUGACGUCAAUGUCAUCGCAAAGGGAAGCCCUGAUGUUCCCCGACUCAUUGAAAGCCAAAUCAAUUUUCCGGAAACCAUCGGUAUAAGAAACACUAUAGGUGGUCCUUCUGUCCAACAAUUCGGCCACUAUGGCGGUUACUACAGCCUCACUCAUACUAAAUCAGCUAAGAUGUUCUAUUUCUUCUUUGAGUCACGGACCAACAACACCGAUCCGGUUGUGAUUUGGUUAUCUGGUGGACCGGGUUGUAGUAGCAGUGUGGCUCUGUUCUAUGAGAACGGUCCGUUCACAAUAUCGGAUGAUCUCUCUCUUUCUUGGAACGAUUUUGGUUGGGACAAGGUAUCCAAUCUAAUAUACGUGGACCAACCGGUCGGGACUGGUUUCAGUUACACAUCGGACCAAAGCGAUCUUCGCCACGACGAGACUGGUGUGAGCAAUGAUCUCUACGAUUUCUUACAGGCCUUUUUCAAAGAACACCCGAAGUAUGCAAAAAAUGAUUUCUAUAUCACGGGUGAAUCAUAUGCUGGUCACUACGUCCCUGCUUUGGCUUCACGAGUUCACAACGGAAACAAGAAUAAGGAAGGGAUUCCAAUCAACCUUAAGGGUUUUGCGAUUGGUAACGGUUUAACCAACCCGGAGAUUCAAUAUGGUGCAUAUGGGGAUUAUGCCCUGGAAAUGAAGUUGAUCUCUGAGUCUGAUCAUGAGAGUCUCAAGCAAGACUAUGUUUUUUGUCAAAGUUCCAUCAAAAAAUGCAACCUUAAUGGUGGUGAAGAAUGUAGUUAUGCUUUCGUAGAUUGCAACGACAUAUUCACCCAGAUAAUGUCCAAAAUAGAAGGCACAAAUUUUUAUGACUUAAGGAAAAAGUGUGUUGGAAGCUUGUGCUAUGACUUUUCGAAAAUGGAAGCAUUUUUGAACCAAAAGAAAGUACGCAAAGCUCUAGGAGUUGGAAACAUCGACUUUGUGUCGUGUAGUACCACAGUUUAUAAAGCAAUGCUAAAUGAUUGGAUGGUAAAUCUUGCUGACAAGAUUCCACGGCUUCUUGAAGAUGGAAUCAGUCUCCUUGUCUAUGCAGGAGAAUUCGAUAUCAUAUGUAACUGGCUUGGCAACUCCAGGUGGGUUGAUCAGCUAAACUGGUCAAACCAGAAGGAGUAUGGAUCAGCCAAGAGAGUCCCGUUCUUGGUAGAUGGGAAGGAAGCUGGGCUAAUGAAGAAUCACGGUCCUCUCACUUUUCUUAAGGUUCAUGAUGCUGGACACAUGGUUCCUAUGGAUCAGCCAAAGGCUUCUUUGCAAAUGCUUCAGACUUGGAUGCAAGGAAAGCUUGCUACUCCUACUCCGACUGGUGCAACAGUUCGUCAGUUAUUCUAGCCGAAUAUUUCUUAACCGAAUACGAACUGGUUGUUGUAGUUCCUUAACUAACUAAUCAAAAUAAAUUUCAGUUCGAUAA